AUGGUCCCUUUUCAAACGGUAGAGAGACGCGGCUUUAAAGCCAUGAUCAGAGCUAUUGUUCCACGAUAUGAGGUGCCAAGCCGCAAAUACUUCACAGAAACCGAGAUGCCAAAAUUGUAUGCCGAGCUCCGCGAAAAUGUUGAAAAAGAGCUGUGUGACUUGAAAUACUUUGCUACUACAACGGACCUAUGGUCGAGCCGUACCAUGGAGCCUUUCCUCAGUCUGACCAUUCACUAUAUAACGGAUGAUUGGAAUCUUGGCAGCCGGUGUUUGCAGACGUCGUACUUCCCCGCUGAACAUACGGCCGAGGAGAUAGCACAAGGACUCAAGGAAGCGCUUGAGUCAUGGGGUUUUAAAGAAGAAAGCCAAGUUUGCAUUACUACUGAUAACGGAACGAACGUGGUCAAGGCAGCGUCUCUGAAUGAUUGGACCAGGCUGCAAUGCUUUGGACACAGGCUGCACCUCGCCAUCGAAAAAAGUAUGAAAGACCCCCGAACUGACCGUGCUGUUGGCGUAUGCAAGGAGAUUGUGAGUGCCUUUUCAUACUCUUGGAAAAGAAGAAAAGAGUUGAAGAAAGCCCAGGCAGAGCACCAUCUUCCCUUUCAUCGGCUCAUCACAGAAACACCAACAAGGUGGGGGUCACGCCAGAUGAUGAUCCAGAGGGUGCUUGAACAAGAGAAGGCACUAUCACAGGUACUGAAAGCAGACAAGAAAACCAAACACCUGGUACCCACUUGGCAAGAUACAGAUGUGUUGGAAUCUAUAAGCCGGACCCUCGGCCCACUGCUGGAAUUCACAGACGCGCUGUGUGGUGAAGAUUAUGUUAGUGUGUCGUAUGUCAAACCUGUUCUCCAUCUUUUCAACAACACUGUUCUUGCUGCAGCUGAUGAUGACACCGAGCUGACCAAGGACAUGAAAAGAGUCAUCCUAGAGUACUUAAACGAGAAGUACUCGGACCCAAAAACGGUUGACCUGCUGGAUAUGGCCUCCUUGGUCGACCCACGGUUUAAAGAUGCAUAUAUAGCUGAUGACCGCCAGGAGUUGAUCAAGACCAGAGCGGUAGCAGAAAUUCUGUCACUGUUGGAGGUGCAAGCUGCAAUGGUCAGAGAGCCACUACCACACACAAGCACAGAAGCUGCAGCUGAUGGUGCUGAAGCUGCUGAAGUAGCUGUUGAGAGUCAAUCAAAGAAGGUAAAACGGAGCCUGGGAAGCUUUUUCAAAAAGGCCUCCUCCGAUGGCACAGCUGCUCUUGCUGACCGAGAGGCCAUCGAAGUGGAGCUAAGAAGUUACCUGCAGACAAUGCAGGUUGAUGGAGAGACUGAUCCACUGGACUGGUGGCGGCUGUACCAAGCUAAUUUUCCAAGGGUGGCUAGACUGGCCCAGAAAUAUCUCUGUAUCCCGGCCACAAGUGCUCCUUCGGAAAGGGCAUUUAGCUUUGGUGGCAACAUUGUUACAUGCCACCGGUCUCUGUUGAAGCCAGAGACUGUGGACAAGCUUGUGUUCCUGGCUAAUAAUCUUUAG
Molecule: messenger RNA, 1521 nt
Organism: Carassius auratus (goldfish)
Lineage: Eukaryota; Metazoa; Chordata; Actinopteri; Cypriniformes; Cyprinidae
Product: zinc finger BED domain-containing protein 1-like
Exons: 2
Coding region: 1-1521 (506 amino acids)
Molecular function (GO): protein dimerization activity
Source: RefSeq, a predicted model, not a curated record